Kogia breviceps (pygmy sperm whale) is the source of this 2028-nucleotide messenger RNA. RefSeq names its product milk fat globule EGF and factor V/VIII domain containing (gene MFGE8). The record is from RefSeq and is a predicted model, not a curated record. Gene Ontology annotation, cellular component: plasma membrane. NCBI's taxonomy places the organism in Eukaryota, Metazoa, Chordata, Mammalia, Artiodactyla, Physeteridae. Gene Ontology annotation, molecular function: signaling receptor activity.
CUGAUUUAUUCCCGUCCAGGAGAAGGAGUGAGAACCGCCGGGUCUGAACAGCCCAAGCGCCGGGUCUCGGGCCCGCAUCUCCACACCAUGCCGUGCCCCCGUUUGCUGGCCGCGCUCUGCGGCGCUCUCCUCUGCGCCUCGGGACUCUUCGCCUUCUCCGGUGACUUCUGUGACUCCAGCCAGUGCCUGCAUGGUGGGACCUGCUUGUUGGACCAGGACAAAACCCCCCCCUUCCACUGCCUCUGCCCUGAAGGCUUCACGGGCCUCAUAUGCAACGAGACUGAGAGAGGUCCCUGUUUCCCAAAUCCCUGCCACAAUGAUGCCGAAUGCCAGGUGACUGACGACUUCCACCGAGGGGAUGUCUUCACCCAGUACAUCUGCAAGUGCCCUCUUGGCUACACAGGCAUCCACUGUGAGAUCGUCUGCACCUCGCCGCUGGGCAUGGAGACGGGCGCUAUCGCCAACUCCCAGAUCUCCGCUUCAUCCAUGCACUUGGGUUUCAUGGGUCUGCAGCGCUGGGCCCCGGAUCUGGCCCGCCUGCACCUCACGGGCAUUGUCAACGCAUGGACAUCCAGCAACUACGACAGAAACCCCUGGAUCCAGGUGAACCUGAUGCGGAAGAUGCGGGUGACAGGCGUGGUGACGCAGGGUGCUAGCCGCGCAGGCAGUGCCGAGUACCUGAAGAGUUUCAAGGUGGCCUACAGCACCAAUGGGCGCAAGUUCCAGUUCAUCCAGGGUGCAGGGGACUCUGGAGAUAAGAUAUUUAUGGGUAAUGUGGACAACAGCGGCCUGAAGGUCAACCUGUUUGAAACCCCUCUGGAGGUGCAGUAUGUGAGACUGGUGCCCAUGAUCUGCAACCGGGGCUGCACCCUUCGCUUUGAGCUCCUUGGCUGUGAGUUGAAUGGAUGCGCUGAACCCCUAGGCCUGAAGGACAACACCAUCCCCAGCAAGCAGAUCACAGCCUCCAGCUUCUACAAAACCUGGGGCCUCAGUGCCUUUAGCUGGUAUCCCUCCUAUGCGCGGCUGGAUAAUCAGGGCAAGUUCAACGCCUGGACCGCCCAGACCAACAGUGCCUCUGAGUGGCUGCAGAUUGACCUGGGCUCUCAGAAGCAAGUGACAGGCAUCAUCACCCAGGGGGCCCGAGACUUUGGCCACAUCCAAUAUGUGGCAGCCUACAAGGUGGCCUAUGGUGACGAUGGUGUGAACUGGACUGAGUACAGUGACCAGGGGGCCGUGGAAAGCAAGAUCUUCCCUGGCAACAUGGACAAUAAUUCCCACAAGAAGAACAUGUUUGAGGCGCCUUUCCUGGCUCGCUUUGUGCGCAUCCUGCCUGUGGCCUGGCACAACCGCAUCACCCUUCGCGUGGAGCUGCUGGGCUGUUAGUGGUAGGCCCGGCUGCAGUGACCGCAAGAGCCGUGGGGGCACCUGCCCCUUUCCUGGUCCUCCUGGCCUUCUGGGCACCUGCUGCCUUUUCCACCCGCCCUCCUGAUUGUAGCUGACCUGGGGGCGGGGGUUUCAGUCGUCUCUCCCUCCCUCCCUCCCUCCCUCCCUCCUCCCCCUCCCCCUCCCCCUCCCACGUGCCCCUGGUGCCUACCCCUCAUGCCAUCCCAUUUUCUUAGGCACGGAGGGCAUUGAGUAGGUCUGGGACGGACAGGGAAGGGCGACGUAGGGUGCGUGGGUCCUCCCUAGCGCCUCUCCCACACCCCCCAUUCGCAAGACCCUGGAGGAAUAGGCCCUGAGGCCCCAAGCUGGAGAGUGCUGGUCUCCUGCCCCUCAGCCCUGGGGCAUGAUGCUGCCACUCUGCUGCUGCCACCUAGCUCCCCGACACUUCCCCCUCAUCUCCCUGGAGACCCCUCUUGACCCUCCUCCUGAAGCUGAGAGAGACAGAAGCGGGUGGGGUGGGUCUGUGGAGAGAUGGGGGAGGAGGUGGCUGGGCCUGGAGGGCCCUCUGUGCUGGUUCUUCACCACCGAGUACACAGGCAGCUUCCAAAAUAUAUUUAUAUCACCCACUGAACUCUCGCUGUGGUU